UGCGUCGUUACUGUAGUAAUUUAAAGCCAAAAGGAGACAGGAGGACAGCGGGGAGAAAAAGGAAUUCCUGCCCUGUUGUUUCCAACAUCGCUGCUCGAACCAUUACUUGCUUUUCGAAAGAAUUCUCUUUACGUACGAAUACGGAAUUCGGCGCUUUUAAAAAAGAACAGCACGGAGGAGAACGAGGACGACGAACGACAGACCCCCUUAACUUCUGCAAUCAUGAUGUCAAUGAACAGCAAACAACCUUUUAGUAUGCACCCGAUCCUCCACGAGCCGAAGUACAACCCGCUGCACUCCAGCUCCGAGGCGAUCCGCCGGGCUUGUCUGCCCACGCCGUCGCUCCAGGGUAACAUCUUCGCGGGCUUCGACGAGACCCUUCUCCAACGGGCCGAGGCUCUGGCAGCGGUGGACAUCGUGGCCCAGAAGAGCCACCCGUUCAAACCGGACGCCACCUACCACACCAUGACCACCAUGACCUCCAUGACCUGCACCCCCACCUCCUCCUCGGGCCACCUGCACCAUCCCUCGGUGCUCGGGUCCCACCACCACCACCACCACCACCCGGGCCACCACCAGUCCUCCCAGGGUAUGGACGGCGACCUGCUCGACCACCUGACCCCCAGCGGGAUUUCCUUGGGUGGCAUGGGCGGCUCGGACGUCUGCUCGUCGGCGUCGCACAACCACGCUGCGCACAUGUCGGCCAUCAACCACAUGCAGCACCACCACCACCAACAGUCCAUGAACAUGCACCCCCACAGUCUCUCGCACUCGUCCAUGGGGGGCAACGGCGGAGAGCCCGAGCCCGACCCCCGGGAGCUGGAGUCGUUCGCCGAGCGCUUUAAGCAGAGGCGGAUAAAGCUCGGGGUGACGCAGGCGGACGUGGGCUCUGCCCUGGCCAACCUUAAGAUCCCCGGAGUCGGCUGUCUCAGCCAGAGUACUAUCUGCCGGUUCGAAUCCCUCACGCUUUCGCACAACAAUAUGGUGGCCCUCAAGCCCAUCCUGGAAGCGUGGCUGGAGGAGGCGGAGCGGGCGCAGCGGGAGAAGAUGUCCAAACCCGAGAUUUUCAACGGGGGGGAUAAAAAGAGAAAACGCACAAGCAUCGCGGCGCCGGAGAAGCGCUCCCUCGAGGCGUACUUCGCCGUGCAGCCGAGGCCCUCCUCGGAGAAGAUCGCAGCCAUCGCCGAGAAAUUGGACUUGAAAAAGAACGUGGUGCGCGUGUGGUUUUGCAAUCAGAGGCAAAAGCAGAAAAGGAUGAAGUUUUCCGCCGCCCACUAGGCCCGCUAUACUAUACCACCCAUCAGAGACAAAUCCCGAGAUAACGGGAGACCAGACCACCACCGUCGGAGCUGUCGCGGGGCGCUGCGCCCCAACCCGGGGAUACAGACUGAAAGCUUAUCCCCUGAAGGCGAAACGUGAAACUUGAGACAUUCAAUAGUUAUCGACACAGAGGCCGACAUUCUGAAAGAGGACACCCAGCGUCCUCGUUGAUCUCCACAAAAAAAGAACCCCCCAUUCUUAUGGCAAUUAUUGUACAGAAAUAACGGAAAACGAAAACGAACCGUUGUUCGCUUUAGUGAAUAUAGCGUUUUAUAUUUAUCAUUGUAGAUACUUGUGAAUAUGUCACCCCCUGUGUGUAGCUAUCAAAUGCUAAUUUAAUUGGUCCGCUUUCACUUUUUUUGUUAAUUGAAAAGCGUUCAUCUGACGAUACCUUAUAUCGUUAACAAGUCUGCGUUAUGAGACCAUUGGCUGGUAAACGGGGGGGAAUUAUUGUAAUCCAUUGCAUGGAUUAUUUGGGCGGUUUGCUCAAGUUGAUGCAUCGAAAAAACCCGUAUGAAUGCAUUGCAAUAAUGUAGAAAAUACACAGGCUAACAUGCACGCGUGCACACGGAUAUAGGCCCGCACACUGUUUAUCGGUGCGUCUACCUCAUUGCGCAAGAGUUGGCACACUCAUGGUCAUUUUUGGACGCAGUAGUAGUAUAAAAAAACACACACACACACACACACACACACACACACACACACACACACACACACACACACACACACACACACACACACACACACACACACACACACACACACACACACACACACACACACACACACACACACACACGCAAAGGAAAAUUGGUUUCUUGUUUUACGUCCCUUCACCUCGUUAUGGUUAAAUUAGGCAUAUUAAACUCACAGAUGUGUAAACCUGUUUUAUGUCUGUUCCAAUUAAGAUUGAGCGACGCAUUGACAAUCAAAAUUAUUUAGACCUAUUGAGUGGUUGGUAGGCCCUGUUAAAGGCAGCACAUGAUAACUAAAUAUGUUGUUGUUGUUGUUGUUGUUGUUGUUAUUAUUAUUAUUAUUAUUAUUAUUAUUGUUCUUGUUCUUGUUAUUAUUAUUAUUAUUAUUAUUAUUAUUUAUCCUUAUUCACGAUUUUGUGAAUGGCACUUUUUAGAUAUUCUGAUGACGGAAAUCUCUGGCCUUAUUUAUACGUAUUUUCAGAUUUUUGAUUUAGUUUGUUUUAUACAUUUAGGUUUUUGUUGCCCUAAUUUAUUCGAAAUUUAUUUAUUUAGGUGAGACACUGCAUAGCCCUCUAUUUCAUUUGUGAAAGUGUGCUUUAAAUGUGUCUGUGUAAGCGACAGAAUCUGAAAUAAACCAUGCACGUUUUAA
Messenger RNA from Gadus morhua (Atlantic cod), 2664 nucleotides. RefSeq names its product POU class 4 homeobox 4 (gene pou4f4). The coding region runs from base 223 to 1278 and encodes 351 amino acids. Gene Ontology annotation, biological process: regulation of transcription by RNA polymerase II. The transcript is spliced from 2 exons. The record is from RefSeq and is a predicted model, not a curated record. Lineage: Eukaryota; Metazoa; Chordata; Actinopteri; Gadiformes; Gadidae. Gene Ontology annotation, molecular function: DNA-binding transcription factor activity, RNA polymerase II-specific; RNA polymerase II cis-regulatory region sequence-specific DNA binding.